Molecule: messenger RNA, 1863 nt
Organism: Colletotrichum truncatum
Lineage: Eukaryota; Fungi; Ascomycota; Sordariomycetes; Glomerellales; Glomerellaceae
Product: SAM domain-containing protein
Biological process (GO): nuclear-transcribed mRNA poly(A) tail shortening; regulation of mRNA stability
Cellular component (GO): P-body
Molecular function (GO): protein binding; mRNA binding
Source: RefSeq, a predicted model, not a curated record
AUGCUCAAUAUGCCUGGCAGUCACAUUGCGGGAAACCGCAACAGCACUCCCGAGGCAAACACAACGCCGUCUCUUCGACCGCCUUCUUCGAGAGCUGUUCCUGCUAACAGUCAUUUAAGGGCAUCGGCCGACAUGGCUGCGCUCUCCAACGCGUCCCCUUCCAGCCGCAUUCGACCCUCCUCUGAUUUUUAUGGUCAGUCACAGCAGGGCCAAGGCCAUGGCAACUCCGAGACAGAUGCCCAGGAUAAGAUUGCACAGCAGUGGAUAGCUGAUAUCGACCAAUAUGAGACUACAUUGGAAGAGAUGGCCGCGGCCACCCUCGAUCAGGACUUCAAGGAUGAAUUGAGCGCCAUUGAGCAAUGGUUCAGGGUUCUCAGCGAGGCUGAGCGAACCGCUGCUCUUUACGCCCUGUUGCAACAAACAACUCAGGUGCAGAUUCGCUUCUUUAUUCAAGUUUUACAACAAAUGGGCAAAAACCAUCCUAUGUCAGGCGUCUUGUCUCCUGCCAACUUCGAUAAAGACCCCAUGUCGAAUCGCCUCAGCGAUGCCAUGAACAAGUUGAAUGUGGAUUCUGCCAGAAACUCCCUUGCUCGUCCCUCUAGCACCGCAACUGGCAAGCGACAGUCGGGCCUUGAUCCUUCGACGAUCAACGCUAUGUUUCCCGAUGCUGCUGCUGCCAUUGCCACCGAGAAGGCCAAGUUUACACAGCAGACAGGCAACCCGCCUGCGUCAAACCGCAACAGUGCUGUCGCCGAUUCUCGCCAGCCCUUGGGAGCUCCCACCAUUGCUACCCCUGGCGACAACCAUGACUUAAAUGGACAGAAUCAGGCGUCUCCUUGGACUGGAGGCGAUCAAUCCGCUCAAGGAUCCAAGCCGUCUGGCGGUCAGCCGCCAAUGGGUCAAUUUGUGCAGCCGCCACCGUCUGGCGGCUUGAGGUCUCCCCGCCCUCAAAUUUCGAGCAAUCAAAACAUUCAAAGCACGACUUUGACAACCAGUGACAAACCAGCGGACCUCCCUCUUCUCUCUCCUUACAAUCCUAGUGGUGGAAACUGGGCAUCUAUGGUCAAUACUCCACUGGUGGCCAAUUUUAACGCCAACCCCAGUGGCACACAGGCUGAUAUGGUUGCCAACGCUACUGCCAUGAAACUGGCAGCGCUUUCGACAGUAAACAACCGCUUCGCUCUUGAUGAUGUCCGCAAAUACCGGCGUGCACGCUCGAAUGAUGCUCCUGGCGCUCCAGGCCAGCAAGGGAUGGCCCAGAGUAUCCAGGGUGUUAAUGUUCCUGGUGCUAAUGUCGUAAUGAUCAACGAACACGGACAGGUACUCAGUCGCGAACAGAUGCUUGCACUUCAGGCCCAGAACAUUGGCUUCGGCCAGCAUCGAUCGCGGCCCAGUUCUCCUGGCAUUGCGAUGCAACCUGGAUUUGGUUCUAUGGCAUUCGCUUCUCCACAAAACAAUGGUUUCCUAAGUGCAUAUGAUGGAUCCUCACCGCUGCUUAACAACGGCAUCCCUCAGGUAAAUGUGGGUCAGCUGGGUGUAGGCAAUCAUGAGGGAUACCUAUCUGACCAUUCUGACAUGGUACGCGGCCGUUCACCCAGAGGUCGACGCGGCAGCUCAAAGCCACCUGAAGAUCCAACAGAUCCUACUUUGUUACAGGAUAUUCCUAGCUGGCUCAGAAGCCUUCGGCUCCACAAGUAUACGGAAAAUCUUAAAGAUAUGAAAUGGCACGAGUUGAUUGAACUGGAUGACAAGGCCCUGGAGGAUCGCGGAGUGAACGCUUUGGGAGCGAGGCGGAAGAUGCUCAAAGUUUUUGAGCAGGUCAAGGGUACGUAUCAGCUCCAUCUCCAGUAUAAUCGGAACUGA